CUCUCCACCUCGUAGAUAAACUGUGUUUCGAACGUUAGAACCGCCAUUCCUUACUUCCUGCAAUCUCCAAGCAAGCCAUCAUCGAGGAAUAUAUAGAAGAAGGAGGAUCAAUUCCCCGCCGGUGGGAGUAGGUGUUGGCCAAUCCACACGUACAGGACUCGCAAUGACGACGACGACGACGACAGGGAUGAUGGCAUCAUCAUCGUUGACGGCGACGGAGACAGUGGAGAGUAAAAUGUUUAAUCAGGAGAUAGCGGAGAUGUAUGACCAGAUAACUGCAACAUGGGAGGACAUCUUGGGCUGGGAGUACCUGCACCAUGGCUUCUAUGACCCAAAAGUUCCAACUCCGCUCUCUGACCAACAUUCUGCUCAUAUUCGUAUGAUCGAAGAGUGCCUCCGGUUUGCCGGCGUUCCAGAGGAUUGGAAGAAGAAGCCGAAAAGCAUAGUUGAUGUUGGGUGUGGAUCGGGGGCCGACACCAUGCACCUAGCGAGGAAAUAUGGGGCCCAAUGCCUAGGUAUCAACUUGAGCCCUGUCCAAGUACGAAGAGCUCAAGAUUUGGCAGCUGCCCGUGGAUUAGCAGAUAAAGUGUCAUUCAUAGUUGGGGAUGCUUUGCAACAACCAUUUCCUGAUGGGAAGUUUGAUCUAGUUUGGGCCAUGGAGAGCGUGGAUCACAUGCCUGACAGAAAAAAGUUUGUGAGCGAAUUGGCACGGGUAGCAGCCCCUGGGGGCACUAUAAUAAUAACGGCAUGGUGUCAUAGAGAUCUCUCCUCCCCAGAGGACUUCUUGAAGCCAGAAGAGAAGAAGCUAUUGGACAAGAUACGUGAUUCUACUCAUCUACCAGAUUUGUGUUCAGCUGCUGAUCAUGUGAAACUACUUCAAUCCUUCUCAUUGCAGGAUAUCAAGGUAGCAGAUUGGUCGCAGUAUGUGACUCCAUUUUGGCCUGCUGUAAUCCGCUCUGCAUUAUCAUGGAAGAGAAUCAUCCCACUGCUUCGAAGUGGAUGGGAAAACAUAAAGGGACUGUUUAACUUGCAAUUGGCAAAUGAGGGAUUCAGGAAGGGUGUCGUCAAAUAUACCGUCAUUACUUGCAGAAAACCGGCGUGAAUUAUCAAAAGGAUAUCUCUCUCUCUCUACCUAUGUGCGUUUUAGUUAGGUUGGCUUCUUGAUUUUAGUGGAUUAAAAUGUUUUGGUUUGAUUAGGGAUGCACUUGUCAUUUCUAUCAUUUUAUUUUUAAAUCUUGUAUUGUAAUUAUUAGAACUUUUGCUAUGAUAAUUACUUAUGUGGAAGACAUGUUGUAYUCAUGGAUAAAUAUGRUUUCUUGGUGUCA
This is a messenger RNA of Nelumbo nucifera (sacred lotus), 1325 nucleotides long. Its product is annotated as gamma-tocopherol methyltransferase, chloroplastic-like. NCBI's taxonomy places the organism in Eukaryota, Viridiplantae, Streptophyta, Magnoliopsida, Proteales, Nelumbonaceae. Gene Ontology annotation, biological process: methylation. The record is from RefSeq and is a predicted model, not a curated record. Gene Ontology annotation, molecular function: S-adenosylmethionine-dependent methyltransferase activity.